Mastomys coucha (southern multimammate mouse) is the source of this 4299-nucleotide messenger RNA. RefSeq names its product junctophilin 1 (gene Jph1). Lineage: Eukaryota; Metazoa; Chordata; Mammalia; Rodentia; Muridae. The record is from RefSeq and is a predicted model, not a curated record. The transcript has 6 exons. Bases 277 to 2259 code for a protein of 660 amino acids. Gene Ontology annotation, cellular component: endoplasmic reticulum membrane; sarcoplasmic reticulum; plasma membrane.
GGGUGGGAGCAGCUGAAGGUCCGCUCCGGAGACUGGGCUGUCCUCUCGCGCGCGGCGCUGGCCGGGGAGGCGGCGGAGGAGGAGGGAGUGAGGCGGCAGCGAAAGAGGAGGGGAGGACCGGGGCGGCGUCGGACUGGAGCCGAAAGGCGUUGCGAGCUGCCCGGGGCGCAGUCGUGAGCUCGCCCGACGGGUCCCCAUCCCCGAGCUACACCCUGCCGAGCCCAGCUCUGCCCGCAUCCGUGCCCCCACGGGGAGCGCGCCGGGGCUGCCCCCCGAAUGACGGGCGGAAGGUUCGACUUCGACGAUGGCGGCACCUACUGCGGCGGCUGGGAGGAGGGCAAAGCGCACGGGCAUGGCAUCUGCACCGGGCCCAAGGGCCAGGGCGAGUACUCCGGCUCCUGGUCGCACGGCUUCGAGGUGGUUGGAGUCUACACCUGGCCCAGCGGCAACACCUACCAGGGCUACUGGGCGCAGGGCAAGCGGCACGGGCUGGGGGUGGAGACGAAGGGCAAGUGGAUGUACCGGGGGGAGUGGUCACAUGGUUUCAAGGGGCGCUACGGGGUCCGGCAGAGCCUGUGCACCCCCGCCCGCUACGAGGGGACCUGGAGUAACGGGCUGCAGGACGGGUACGGCGUGGAGACCUACGGAGACGGAGGUACCUACCAAGGCCAGUGGGCUGGAGGCAUGCGACAUGGCUACGGUGUACGCCAGAGUGUACCCUAUGGCAUGGCCACGGUGAUCCGCUCCCCACUGCGCACCUCCCUGGCCUCACUGCGCAGCGAGCAGAGCAAUGGCAGCUUGCUGCAUGAAGUUGCAGCCGCAGCGGCAGACAGCCCGGCUGGCACAAGAGGUGGCUUUGUGCUCAACUUCCAUGCGGACGCAGAACUGGGCAAGAAGAAGGGUGGCCUCUUCCGUCGGGGCUCCCUUCUCGGCAGCAUGAAACUCCGCAAGUCUGAAUCCAAGUCUUCCAUCUCCAGCAAGCGCAGCUCGGUCCGCAGUGAUGCAGCCAUGAGCAGAAUCAGUUCUAGCGAUGCCAACUCCACCAUCAGCUUCGGUGAUGUCGACUGUGAUUUUUGCCCUGUGGAAGAUCAUGUAGAUGCCACUACUACAGAAACCUACAUGGGUGAGUGGAAGAACGAUAAGCGCAAUGGCUUCGGCAUCAGUGAACGCUCCAACGGCAUGAAGUACGAAGGCGAGUGGGCCAAUAACAAGAGGCAUGGGUACGGCUGCACUGUGUUUCCUGAUGGCUCCAAAGAAGAGGGAAAAUACAAAAAUAAUAUCCUGGUUCGUGGGAUAAGGAAGCAGCUUAUACCAAUAAGAAAUACAAAAACUAGGGAGAAGGUGGAUAGAGCAAUUGAAGGCGCACAAAGGGCGGCAGCCAUGGCCAGAACCAAAGUGGAAAUAGCAAACUCAAGGACUGCACAUGCCAGAGCAAAAGCUGACGCUGCUGACCAGGCUGCACUGGCUGCUCGUCAGGAGUGUGACAUAGCAAGAGCUGUGGCCAGAGAGCUGUCACCUGAUUUCUAUCAACCAGGCCCUGAUUAUAUCAAACAAAGAAUUCAGGAAGGAGUAGAUAUUAAAGAAAAUCCAGAAGAAAAGGUCCCAGAAAAGCCUCCAUCACCAAAGGAAUCUCCUCAUUUUUAUCGCAAAGGCACAACACCCCCCAGGUCUCCUGAGGCAAGUCCCAAACAGAGCCACUCUCCCCAGCCUUCCUCCCCAGGGUCCUUGAAGAAACAAAACCCCAGCCCAGGGGCCAGACUCAGUCAAGAUAAACGGAGCCUAGCUGAGGAGCAAGUGACAACCAUUGUCAAUAAGCCCUCAAUGUCAAAGGCUCCCUCAAAGGAACUGGGAGCUUCUGUGUCCAAGUACUCUGGCCGCCACUAUGUCCCCAACCCCAGCAAUGGGGAGCUGCAUUCUCAGUAUCACGGCUACUAUGUGAAACUGAACACACCCCAGCAUCCUCCAGAAGACAGGGAGGAUGACAGUGGAGUCAGCCAGUCUUCCUCAGCAUUGGUACCUAGACCAUCACCUAACAAGUGGGGUCCCCCUAAAUCUGUGACAAAACCAGUUGCCAAAGAAAGCAAAACUGAGCCAAAAACAAAGAAGUCUGAACUUGCUAUACCAAAGAAUUCAGCAAACAAUGAUACCUACCCUUCUUUGGAAAAAGAAGCCAAUUCUGGCCCUAAUUCCAUCAUGAUUGUCCUGGUCAUGCUGUUGAAUAUUGGGUUGGCCAUUCUUUUUGUUCACUUUCUGACUUGAUUGGAAUUAGGAAAGCUGCCCCAUCCGGUGAAGUUCUUGGCAUUGGCUACUCCAUCUGUCCAAGCAGAGUGUGACUAAAUUGGAAAUGUAUGGACCUGCAAUUUUUUUUUGAUAGAAGUCAACAGCUGCCUUACUAUUUUACCAUCUGACGUUUUUAGUAGGGAGCUGGGGAGAGAAGACUGCCAGAGGAAUGCAGGCUGAGGAUUGUGUUUCGGUGGGCAUGGUUCCAACAUUCACUCCUAUCUCAUUAGAAGUAGGUAGAGCAUCACUCAGCAGUCUCCUGCUGUGGCCUGCUGCUUUAACAUCUCCUGGAAUGUUCUGGAAGGGAAUGUUUCAUUUGCUUGUGCACGACUCUGCUCAUUUCUGCUGUUUAUUUAAAUGUGAUAUAUAGUCAUCUUCUACCUGCAGUCCUGACUGGAUGAGAACACACAAGUUGCAUCUCAAGGAAAAGCAACAACAAAAAACUAGUUACAAUAUGUAUAUUUAUUUUAAUAGCAGUACAUUGUUUUCAUGUUAUUUAUUCUUUUUAAACCAAUAAAAGGUUGUUUAUCUUUAAAAUAUAGUGAUCUGAAGGUAUUAUACCUUCCAAAGAAAUAAUUUAAUUUUAAAUAUUUUUAACAUCAUUGAGGUGAAUUGUUGAUGCACUCAGGAGGUACUAAAUUUUAAAAGCUGAAAGAUGACAGAAUACUAAGAAGUGUAGUCAAAAUGUUGCCUGGAUUCAGUAAUCAGUGGUUAAGGGCUCAGUUUCAUUGCUGACGUAUGUUACAACCAAAUAAAAUCUUGUCAGUGACUGUUAAUUCCCAUGAAAGUUAAGCAAGAUCUAUUAAUAGCUACUCUUCUCUCUCUCCACCCCACCCCCAACUCAAAUGUUGGUUGAAUACCUUCAGGUAAACAGCAAAGCUUUGUUAAGUCACUGCCCCUUCUCUGCCUUCAAUGUUUUUCAAAGUUGUUUUGUAAUUCUAUAUUAAAUUUUAAAGACUUUGACAGUUUUAUUUUAAAUAUUUAUCUUUUGGUGUCCUAUAUUGUUCUGAUAAUGACUUUUUCUAUUAUAUAAUUUACUCAGAAGCAUGCUUACCUAGGGAAACUACAUGAUCUUUAUAAAAAAUAAUUAUUUAAAAAGAAAUCAGGGUAGGAAAGGUAUGUCUGAGUCUCUUAAAGGCAUUGGCUUGUAGAGGGGGAAGUCUUCCUGACUCUGUCCAUGAUGUCAUGGUGUCAGCCAAGCCUCUCACUUAGGGGCCUGUGCAGAGCAGAGGAGACAGUGUGUGUCACUCCCCUGGCAGCACAGGUGAGGACCGCAUGCUUCAUCACCUCCAGGGUAGCAACCUGGCAGUGCUUUCUGCAGAAGUGCAAUAUAUUGAGACUCUUGGGUAUGACCAAUAUGGAUUAAAGAAGAAGGCAGAAAGAGAGCAAAUGAAAAUAGAAUUACAACUUGUAUAUUUAUUUUUUACAUUUUGCUUUGACUUUUAAAUUUAGGGAGUCCAUUUUUACUCAAGAACAAACUAAGUCUGUCUGUCAUCUCCAUAGUCUCCCUGCCCCUUCCUACCCCUGUAGCUCCUUAUGCUGGGAAGUCUGGGGGGGGGGGGUUGUUGUUUUGUUUUGUUUUGUUUUUUAAGAAAAUAGAAUAUUUAAUCUUAUUAAGUAUUUAUUUAAAUGUAUAAUGCUUUGAAAAUAAUGGGCAACAGAGAACUAAAAGAUGUUUAUAAAGUGAGCUUGUUGGCUACAUUUAUAAAUAUAUAUAUGAUUUAUAAGCUUUUUUAAAACAAAGCUCAAAUUGUGGGUAUUUUUCUAAAAUGUGCACAGCUGUAUUUUCCAUGAAGGAUCUUUCUAAUGUGUUGUUAUACUGUACUCUACAUUUUGGACAGCACAUGAAGUCUGCCAAUGUACUUAAUAAAACAUGACUUUGUUUAUUUAAAGUUUCUUGCUGUGAAAAAGAACUCCCUACCAGUGGGUUCCUUAAUUUAUAAUCUUUGAAACCAAAAUGUAUAAUGUACAGUUUGUACAACUGUAACUGCCCUAAUAAAAAUGUUGGUUAUUAAUAAA